Messenger RNA from Ceratosolen solmsi marchali, 634 nucleotides. RefSeq lists its product as uncharacterized. The transcript has 2 exons. Bases 79 to 408 code for a protein of 109 amino acids. Lineage: Eukaryota; Metazoa; Arthropoda; Insecta; Hymenoptera; Agaonidae. The record is from RefSeq and is a predicted model, not a curated record.
CCCCGAGCCCGGGGCCUCGCGGCCACGACGACGACGCCCCAGGCAGCAGUCGCCCGCUAGGGCCGGCACGCGCGAGUGAUGUCCAGCACCGAGGCGACGCGCCACGCGAGCGCCCGCCUCGUCGAGAUCCUCGCCAAGGCGGCUAAGCUCGAGGUUACGGGCGAGGAGCUCCUGGGGACGCGGCCCGCGAGGAAACUCCUCGCCAGGACGAGCGGCGCCUUUGGGCGAUGCGCCCUCAGGCUCGGGCUCCUCGCCCUCGUGCUCGCCGGCCUUUACGUGUACGCGCGCUGGCCGACGCAGGAGGUCGAGACCGUGAGGACGGUGCUCAGGAGGACGUGCGAUUCGAGCAUAGUCGAUCGAGUGGCAGCCCUGGUACACUCGACCUCAUCGUCACAGGACGAUUGCUAGUGGAAAGCAAAGUGUCCGAGUCAUCUCCAGGAUGGUAGGACCUCGGGGCGAUGCCCCGGAUUCCUUAUCAGCAAUGAUGGGCGUUAUAGCGCGUGUUUACAUUCUCGGCGAGUGUCUCACCGAGUGGCACCGAUAAUCCGCGCCGUAUUUUUCUCUAUCCCAUUGUUUUUCAUCGAUUUUUCAGCGCUGCUUCUCGGUACACGUCGACCGAUACUUUUCACGUAGA